AUGGAAAUAAAUAAAUUGAAUGAAGUUAAUCCAGAUGAUUUAGAUGUUAUCUUUAGAGGAAUCCAAUUAUUUAUUGAUCAAAAGGAGAACGAUUUAGAUACAACUAUACCCUUGCUAGUUGAUAAAUACAAAUAUUACUAACUUCAGGAUCAUGAUAAAAAAUUGUUCCACCGAUUCUAGAUUAGAGUAUCGGAGUUAAUCGAGAAGUGCAAAAAUCAAAACGCCAUUAAUUACGUAUUGAGCAUCAGAGAUAUACUUAAUUAUAAGGCAUAGAAUUUUGCUGUUAUACUAACUAAAGUUCAUAAAAGGUGCGAAAUACAAACCAAACAAUAAAACGAGGGCAACCCAUAAAUUCAAAUGAAGAAAUCAGUUCCUUCGUGGCAGUUAAAUAGUUAAUAAAAUCGAACGUUGUUCUAAUUUUAUGAUAUCGAUUUUUGGAAACUUUACGACAUUAUGCUUCUAAACAAGUAAGAGCUCCCCCCUUAAUUUAGACAAUAUUGCUCAAAUCUAAUCGUGUAUCAUCAAUCGAAAAAUGAGAAUGUAGAAAGAUUAUUCGCAUCCAGUUUAGAAAGAAAUUAAAGAUUUCUACAAUCCAGAAGCUUGCCAUUGAUGGAAAUAACAACUCUCGCUGACAAAGCCAAGAAAUUGAAAUUUCUCUAACUCAUCUCAACAAUGGAAACUCCUUAUGCAAAUAAGAAUAUUACAAUGUUUGGCAAUCAGAGUCCUACAAAAAAAACCCAAGUGAGUGUCAAACACUCCAUGUCGAUCAGUCCUCAGAGAACGCAGAGCAGAGAUCCUCAAGAUCAGGACAUCAGAAACAUUUUCGAUACAGAGAAUUGCAAUUUAUUCGAUACCAAUUACAAAGUCACCAGAGCCAAGAAUUUAUCCUUGCACAACGACAAGAAUGCUGCAGGCUCAACCCAAUUUAAGCAAAAGGGAAAAUCUAAAUUGCAGCAAGAAAACUUUAGUCCUCAGAAGGGGUGUAAAAAUCAAAAUUGGAUGCUUCCAGAAAUAAAGUCUCCUUUUCUUCAAGAUCAAAACGUUAGAUUCUCUAAUCAAACCUAUUCAGAUACACUAAAAUUAUGCGUUUACUUAGAGUCCGGAUAGAAGAUCAGCAAAGAAACCUCCUCUGGGAUCAGAUCUCAAUAGUACCCUUUGUUAAUAAUUGUUACCCAUUCUAAACAAUAAAAAGCUUUAUCCGAAAAUGAUUUUAAAUAAAUGCUAGUUAUUUAUUUCUAUAAUUAUUGUUUAUUUACUCUUCUACUUAUGGCAUCUUUCUCCAAUUUCGAUGAGAAAACCUCGUUGAUAAAUCAAUGCGUUAAGACUUUGCAAAUCGCUCCAUCCAGGAGAACAUAAAGUGAUUUAACUCUACUGUUGCAAUUGGUUGAAGCUAUUGCUUUUUUUAAAAAUCUUCAAUCUCAGAAUCCUGACAUCGUCCUCAGAUGUAUGUCAGUACUAAGUUACAAGACUGUAAAAAAAGAAGAAAUAUUGUUUCAUGUUGGCGAUCAAGGCUCUCUCUUCUACAUCAUUCUCAAAGGAUCCGUGGGAGUUUUCAUAUUAUUGCCCAGUCCUGACGAUUCCAAGAGGUUUGAGUUGAAGGAAGUGAACAUAUUAAAAGCUGGAAAUAGUUUUGGAGAAUUGGCUCUGUUGAAUGAUAAUGCAAAACGAACUGCAACCAUAAUAGCCAAAGAAGACUGUAUGCUUGCAAUUAUGGAGAAACAUCAUUUCAAAUCAAUUUUAGGUGCUUAAGAGCAACAAAAGGUUCAAGACAGGAUAGCAUUCUUGUGUUCUUUUCCAUUUCUAUAGUCGUGGUCAUUCAGGGAAAUUAAAACAUUUAGUUAUCAUUUUGAACCAAUUUAAAUAACAUUAAAUUAGGCGGUGAUCAAACAGAAUGAUUACUAGAAGGUAAGUAAUUUUGAGGUAACAUAUACAUUAAAUGAUUCGCACAAAUUGAAGGGAGUAUUUUCAACUCACAGCAUAUGUGUAUUGGGACCAGGAGAGUUUUUCGGAGAGGAAGCCUUCUUAAUGGAUGAUGGCAAGACUUUCAUAUUAAAACUAUUUAACAUAUUUUCUGUAAGGUGGUCAAGAGUGAAAUGUUCUGUGAUUUGUAGAAGUCAAUGCGGUUAAAUAUUAAGAAUCAGUAGGGAAGACAUAAUUAAGAGGUUUUGGGAUGAAAAAACACAGACAGUUUUUAUUUCAUUGUUGUAGUCCAUUCAUCAAUUCAGAUUGAAUAAGAAGAGAUACUAUGAAUAGAUAGCAGAUGAUAAAUUGAAAUAACUAAAUGGUUAGGAAGGGUUUGACUAAUUUGUUAAGCCUACUUUCAAAGCGAAGGUGAGAAAUAAUUGUGCAUUGAUAAGGCGAGAAACUCAAAUGGAUAAGUCUGAUAUGGAAUACUAAUUUUACAAGAGGCAGGAGAAGAAGGCUUUUGAAUAGUUUAAGAAGUUGUUCAAGGACAGAAAUUGUUCUUAUGCUUAGGUUAAGACAUUCUUCGAUUAAAAGACGAUUGGAUCUCAGAAUUAUAUAGAUCGAGAUUCCUAUUUUAAGUUGUUCUUUAGAUUUCCUUCUUAAUUGAAGAACAGCGAGAUUUCUUAGAAUUUAAGUUAACAGUAACCGAGCACUGCAAGGACUCAUUAUCGAUUGACGACGUAGCCAAAGGAAGAGCAUGAGAGAAGUGCUCAUUUUUCAACGAAGUUGAGGACACAACGAAUGUUGUAGAAGUUGAAAGUGAGUGAGGUAUAGCCAAAGAGCAAGACUGUUCACAGUAGCAACAGUCCUUUGAACAUUCAUAGACUGGAGCUGAGAAGAUUUGGGACUCAGAGUUACUUAUAAUUGAAAUGA
Molecule: messenger RNA, 2838 nt
Organism: Paramecium tetraurelia
Lineage: Eukaryota; Ciliophora; Oligohymenophorea; Peniculida; Parameciidae
Exons: 12
Source: RefSeq, a predicted model, not a curated record